Sphaerodactylus townsendi is the source of this 2828-nucleotide messenger RNA. It is a transcript of the gene CRYZ, whose product is annotated as crystallin zeta. The coding region runs from base 358 to 1350 and encodes 330 amino acids. Gene Ontology annotation, molecular function: quinone reductase (NADPH) activity; zinc ion binding; NADPH binding. NCBI's taxonomy places the organism in Eukaryota, Metazoa, Chordata, Lepidosauria, Squamata, Sphaerodactylidae. The transcript is spliced from 9 exons. The record is from RefSeq and is a predicted model, not a curated record. Gene Ontology annotation, cellular component: cytosol.
UGCCGAUUGGAGCCAGGCGGCACGUGACUUGAGUUGUGUUCGGGUUUUAUGCGUAGGUGUGUUCCACUGGAAACCUAGUUUGCGAGUGUCGUGAAUUAACAACCCUCACGCGAAGAGCUGCUUUACCUUAGGGGCGCUGUGGGUGCAACAAGAUCUUUUCUCGUCCUACGAAAGGGCUAAAGAAUUUUAUGCAGUGCAAUCCAAAAGCAACACAUUGUGGAACACAAUGAAAUGAGCGGUGAACCUCUGAUUUAAAUUUCAGCCGAAGAGCAAGUUUUUUUAUCCCUUCCCUUUGAAGUGGAAAAGGCAGUGAAGAUUAACACACUGAAUCUUUAUCACUUGGAUUUCUGCGUUUCCAUGGCAACAGGGAGAGCUGUGAUGAAAGCUGUCAGAGUGUUUGAAUUUGGUGGACCUGAAGUGCUUAAGUUGCAGUCAGAUGUCUCCUUGCCAGUUCCAAAAGCCAAACAGGUUCUUAUUAAAGUUCAUGCCUGUGGCAUUAAUCCAGUGGAGACCUAUAUUCGUAAUGGAACUUAUCCUAGAAAGCCAGCUCUACCUUACACACCAGGUUCCGAUGUGGCUGGGGUAAUAGAAGCAGUUGGAGACCAUGUAACCACUUUCAAGACUGGAGACCGGGUUUUUACUUUUCAUACCAUUUCUGGUGGCUAUGCAGAGUAUACCAUUGCUUCAGUUGACACAGUUUUUCCCUUAUCUGAUAAACUGGAUUUCAAGCAAGGUGCAGCAAUUGGAAUUCCAUAUUUUACUGCAUUCCAUUCUCUGUUUCAAAAAGGAGAUGCUAAAGCAGGAGAAACCUUGCUGGUCCAUGGAGCAAGUGGAGGAGUUGGAAUAGCAGUAUGCCAGAUUGCAAGAGCCUAUGGUUUGAAGGUUUUGGGCACAGCUGGUACUGAAGAAGGAAUAAAUCUAGUUCUGAAAAAUGGAGCCCACAAAGUAUUCAAUCACAGGAAGAAGGAUUACUUGGUUCAGAUUAAGGAAACCACAGGUGAUCAAGGCAUAAACAUAAUUAUAGAAAUGCUGGCUAAUGUCAACCUUGCCAGUGACUUGUUACUUUUAACCCAAGGAGGAAGGGUGAUGGUUGUGGGAAGCAGAGGUCCCAUUGAGAUAGACCCUAGAGAGACUAUGGCAAAGGAGUCAAGCAUCAGGGGAGUUUCUUUGAAUGCUGCAUCGCAGGAGGAGCUGGGUGAAUGUGCAGCUUCGAUCCUUGCAGGUAUAGAAGCUGGUUGGCUGAAACCGGCAAUAGGUCCUGAAUAUCCAUUGAAGAAGGCAACUGAGGCUCACAGAGAUAUAAUCCACAGCCAGGGUGCUUUGGGGAAGAUGGUGCUUGUUAUUCAUUAAGUACUUAUGUCCUUAACAUUUACAAUGAUCGCAACAUUCUUGGAAUACUUUGCAAAUUAUGAUUUUGAGAUGUAAGAUGCAGCAGUUGCAAAAGGCUCUGAUUUGAACAUUUCAUAUCAAAGUUAUAAAGAUUAGUGGUUAAUGACUGGCUAGCCCGUCCUGGAAAAUAUGUUGUUUGUUCUUUUAUGCAGUGUAUAAAAGAUGAUCUUUCUGGUGGAUUCACAUGAAACUGCUAUAGGGGCCUUCUCUUCAUCUCUCCCUUGAAAAUGCUGGAUGUACCUUUGCUUGCUGAGGUGCUUGCUGAGGAUAGAAUUGUGCCUAAAAUUCCUCUUCCUUAAAAAAAAUUACAUGCAUGGUAAAGUAAUGAGAGUAUACACUCUGUUUUUUCUUUUGUACAAUGAGCUCAAUAGCUAAAGCAAUUAUGGUGGACCCCCAAUAGAAGUACUGUGAGACUUGUCCUCUCUCCUGAUGAGACUCCCAAUCUGAACCUCAGUCCCCUCUUAGUUGUUCUGAAGGAGAUCCCAUUAAAAGCCUAAGUGAAUGGGUAUCCUGAGGAUGAAUCUCAGAUAGCACAUUUAGUCUGCCACAAGCAACAGACAUUCUAUCACAGAGUCAGGAGGUCAGUGAUAUGCACAGACCAUUUACCUACCUCCAUCUCCAGGGCUUGGGUAAUUCCAGUAUAUCCCUUGUUUCAAAGAAUGCUUCAUCAAAGCAACGUGAACCAAUUUCAUGUGAUCCUUAAGCGUCUCCUUUGAUCCAGAUAUUGAUCAAAAUCUGAUUGACUCAGGAUGAUUCAUCAAGGGGAGAUUGUAUUGUUUCACAGAUUCUUUAUGGCAGCCCCACCUUGGAAGGUUAGGUGUCACUUCCUAAUCUGCUAGCAGAUCUGAACAGCAGUUAUCCUCAAACUACCUAGUCAAAUUCCAACUUUAUUUCCUUGGAACAAUGCCAAUCCUGGGAAGGUGUGAUCCCAUGUCUAGAUAUGGGGCUUUCCCCCCUAUAAGGAUCAGCCCAAGUCAGUGCCAGAUUCUUUCACUACCUGAAUACUUGUGGGAUCCUUUCUCUCUUUCCUCGAUACUCUGUUGCCUUAGAUUUCUCCUGCAUAGAUUCCCCAUUAUUUUCAGUCUCUCACAUACCUUGGAUCAGGUAGUAUCACCCUUCUAAAUGUCUUCCUUUUCCUAGCCUUGCCUUAUUCAUCAUCCUUAUUCCAUCCUCAAUGUGUGUGUGCACAUUUGGGAGAGAGAUGUUUAUUGUGGUCUAGUGUCUUAGCCCUUCGGGAGAGGGUGGUAUAUAAAUUUGAUGAAAUAAAUAAAUAAAAAUAAUAAUAGUGUAUCUUCUUGUAGUUCAUAUUUAAUUCACUCAUGGUCUUAUAGUUGAGUGAUGAAUUAUUAGUGAAUAAAAACUUUUAAUUAGUUUGGAGUUGAUCUGUGUUACUUUUCUCUUGGAACAUUGCUCUGGAAUAAAAUCCUCAUAUACACUGA